Molecule: messenger RNA, 6657 nt
Organism: Symbiodinium sp. CCMP2592
Lineage: Eukaryota; Dinophyceae; Suessiales; Symbiodiniaceae
Source: the annotation of a GenBank genome assembly
AUGGCCUCGGGCCGCUCUGCUUCUCCCGCUGAGUCAGAGCAUCCUAGUAGCCUCGACACUCUCGAGGCUGUAUCCAGCCACCUUCAUACUUUGCAGGUGGCCCACGAUCUGCUUCAUUCACGCGUCCGUGUGGCCGAGGAUCGCCUUGCUUGGCUGGAGGAGCAGCAUACUCAUUCUGCUGCUCGCAUCUCUUGGCUUGAGCAGUUCAUUGCACACUUGCGGCAGCCGUGGGAUGCCAGCAUUUGCUCUGAUGCGUCCGCCAGGAAGAGGUUCAUGCCGGGGCUUCCGGCUCCGCAGAGAUUGCUCCCGCCUGCAGUUCCCGAGAGAGAAGCAUCUCAUCCUGAGGCGGCGAGGAUGCAGAGCAGGCUCGAUGCCGCGGGUGCCAAGUUUGCUAGAAGGACAAAACAUGUUUCUUGGGACGCGAAGGAGACUGAGGAGAAGAAUUUUGCUUUAUUUAAGUGGCUUAAGAUCAUUGAGCGAGGGCCGUGGGACUUUGCUGUGUCUCGUGAUUUCUUGAGGGCCCGCUUGUUGGGGCUCGGUGCUGGUGAUCUUCUUGAGAGUAUUUCGAAUGCUCUGGCUGCAAAGAGCACUGCGACUCUGCAUACGAGAGCAGGUCCGAUGAUCAGAUAUCUGGCUUUCUGUGACCUGGAAGGUAUUGAGCCCUUCCCAAUCAGAGAGGAGGUCAUGUAUAAGUUCUUCUACGACAUGCAGACACAGGUAGCAGCAACAUUCUUCAAGUCUGUGCUUUCCUCGCUGGCUUUCGGCCGCUUCGUGUUGGGACUCGACAGUGCAGUGUUGGCGCUUGAUUCUCUGAGGGUGAAAGGGCUCGCCAGAAAGCUGUACCUGGGCAUCAGGCGAUUGCAGCAGAGACCGCCACUUCGAGUCAAGGACGUUAUCAGGCUGGAGCUGAUUUGCACGGGCGAUAUACCUCGCUCAGCCCUCGAUGUGGUACUGGCAGGCUUCGUCCUCUUUAUGGUGUUCGCUAGAGCACGUCAUUCUGAUGCCCAACAUGUUUCCUUGUUGUCUUUCGAGCUUGACUUCCGGGGUGAUUUGCCUGCUGGCUUUAUCAACGCGGAGGUAAAGAAAACGAAAACUAGCUUCACUGUGGAGCGGAAAACAAAAUUUUUGCCUAUGCUGGCGCCGGCGCGGGGUCUCAGCGGCAAGUGUUGGGCAUCAGGGUGGAAGGCGGCGCUCGAGAAGGAGAACAUCACUGCAGGGGAAGGGAAACCUCUCAUGCCGUCACCCAAGAGUGGGGGAGGAUGGAAUGUGAUCCCGCAAACUGCUCAGGCUUCUGGGCAGUGGAUGCGUGCUCUGCUGAGUGAUGGCACUGAUGAUCCCUACUUGCUUGGGCUGGGGACGCACUCAGCCAAAGCCACACUCUUGUCGUGGCUAAACAAGAAGGGUGUGGCUCGAGAUGUCACUGCAUUGUUGGGUUAUCACGCAACAAAAGAUGCUGGCAUAGGUACGGAGAUCAUCUAUGCCAGGGAUGCCAUGGCAUAUCCCUUAAGAGUCUUGCAGGAGCUCGUCGAUGAGGUCCGUGAUCGUUCUUUCAGGCCUGAUGAGACCAGAGGCCUUAUGACGGCCGCGGAGAGGGAGGCUGCGGGAGUUCGCGACGAUGCAGGCGCAGAUUGCUCGUCGUCCUCUUCUGAGGAUGAGGCGGUCAUGGCUAGGAACGAAACCUCGCGAGUUUUGCACAUUUCACGUGAGGAGCAGGCCACCGCUUUCAUUUGUGGCAGAAAGAUUACGGCUGCCUAUGAGGUGCUGCGGGCAGAGGGCGUGGACAAUCCAAAGUUCCGUGCGCAUGCCGUGACCAAAUUGAAGGCUGCCGGAAUCAAUACACUUGCUAAGGUGGCAUUCGUUUCGUCUUACGCGCCCGGUGCUGCUUCUGAUGCCGAGCUCAUUAAAGUCCUCAACGAAGCACUCGGGAAGGAGAGUGACGCAGGCCAGAAAGCAUCCUGGCGCAGGCUAUUCCAUGAAGCUUAUGCCGUGGCUACUCAAGAGCUUAAGACGAUGGCCGAGAGGCCAGAUGAGGCAGGGCCAAGACGUCUGUCACAGCCGGAGAGAGCAGAGAGGUACCGAAAAAUCAAGGCAUCUGUUUCUGGGAUCGAUAUCAAGGAUCGGAACGAGCCGAGCGACGCUUUGCUGGACUUGUGUGUGGGCAUCUACGAAGGGAAUCGCCUUCGCUAUGUGUCUUGGGAUCGGUGCACCUCCAAGUCCCAGGAGCUCUCGAGUGAGGUGAAGCGUGACAACAUGCUCACUGUGGAUGCCCAGGGGCGCUUGAAAGCUGAGGCUAAGGGCGAUCACAUUAAAGCUGACACGAGUUCGGAGAUUUUGCUGCAGUUCGCACUCUUGAGAAGAGGUCUUGCAUUUGAAAUGUCGAACUUGCUCGACUUUCGUUUGCAUCGCAGGUGGGCCGAAAAAUUGAUAGAGACGAGGAUGGCGGCCCAACUCGACACGCAUUCGCAAGUGUCGUUUGCCCAAUUGGAGGCGGCGGACCAGAAAUUCUUCCAGGAAUUAGCGGACAGGACUCGCGAUGGAGUCCAGGCCACCGCUGUCGGUCGCCCGUUGGACGACUGCUUUGAAGAAGUCUUCAACUUGCCAGAGGUCACACAUGUGAUGCAGCCGUUGCCUAAGCCUAGCGGUCGUGUGGAGCCGCCUCCGAAGCCACGCUGGAGCCCGUACGAUCGCCCCUCAAAGGGUGGUCGGAAAGGCAAGAGCCCAGGCACAGGCAAGAGCACACCGAGGAUGCCCAAGGAGCUUGUUGGCUGCAAGGUGGGUCGAGACGAGGUGGCGGAGAUGCCAUCGGCAAUGAGUAGUGGGCAGCUCGGAGUGGGCUUGUCCAAGCGAGCGCGGUCAAGGGACCGUGCUAUUGCACAAGUUGCUGAUUCGGCCGAGGGGUCGGAUUCUGAAUCUUCGAUUUUCGCUGCUGAGCAUGUCGCUUCAGCGCCUUUGUUUUGCAAAGAUCCUGAGCAAUUUUCUGCUGCCGCAUCACUUAAGAAGCCUUUAGAUCUCAGGGAUGUUGUGACCUUGUGCGAUUUGCUGGAGAGUGAGAUUCCGGCAAGAGGGAACAAUUCUGAGGACGAGUUCAGCUGGAGCACAGGUGCGUACGUGCAUGGAGGUGUGCACGGAUGCCGACAACAUAUGCAUCAGUUUCCCGUGACUUCUGCAUUCCUUGCAAAAGUCUUCAAGGAAUACCACCCGAGGCUUCCCGUGACAACAUUGUCAUUGACUCGCAACGUGCGAACGACCUUGCAUUUGGAUGCAAACAAUGCACUGGGCUAUCUGAACGGCUUGGUUAAGAUUUCGGGGUUUAGUGGUGGGGGUUUGUGGGUCCAGGAUUCAAGCGGAAGCAUUGUGUGCCCCACCGAUCCUUCUCUUCUGGGCUCACACCUCGACUUCAGCGACUUAACUCUUGCCUUUGAUCCGCAUAAGAAGCACCUUACGUUGCCUUGGACUCAGGGCCCACGUAUCGUUCUCAUUGGUUUUGUGGUCAAAGCCCCCGCCGAGAUUCCAGACCAGGCUGCAGAGAUGCUGCUACGAGCGGGUUUCAAUCUACCUUGUCAGGAUACGGCGACUUCUCUGUGUCAGCUUGGGUCGCAUAGUACCUUCUCAGGACUGUCUUCGAGCUCCUUGGUUCCAAAGGCAAAGAGCUCCCGUGGUGCCCCUCUUGUGAUCCAACUCUGCGCCGGGUCAGGCCUUUUGUCAGCCUCCGUCAAAGCUGCAAACAUAGACACUUUGGCGGUUGAUUUUCACGGGAAUCGCACUAAGCCUUAUGUGCAUGUUGUCGGCCUCGACCUCACGCUGCCAGCCUCGUGGGAGUACUUGACGACCGUUCUUGAAAACAGACACGUUGUUCAUGUGCAUGUAACUCCCCCUUCUGGGACGACGCGACGAUCACGUGCAAAAUCGUCGCUUCGAAGUGCUUCCCACCCGUGGGGUGUGCCAGGUCAGGACUCCUCGGCUCUGGCCCGUCUACAGUCGGCCAACCGCAUUUUCAUUCAGCUGGGGGCCUUUUUGCUUCGGGCUCGUGAACUUGAGGUACCGUUCUCGCUUAUGCAUCCCAUGUCUUCCUGGCUUUGGGAGCUGCCUCCCUUCGCCGACCUGCUCAAGGUCACUUCGGAGGCGCCGGUGUAUCUGGUGUCUGACCUACACAGGAUCCAGCAUCUUCGUUUGGUGUACACCCUGUGUGACCUGUCCCCGCUUUCCGCGGCUGACAGAGCCGACGCCGUGCCAGCCAAACUCUUUUGCGAUCGUUUUGCUGCUGCCUUGUCCACUCAGGUUGCUGCCUUGGGUUUAGGCCCCUCCCCUCUUAGUCUCCCCGAGGUGCGCGCUGCGGCGCAAAACCAGCCGAAGGCGUCCAAGCUGCCACCGCUUGUGCCAGAGUUUGCAUACACGCAGCGCUUACGGUGUGCGGGCCAUCCACCUUUGGAUGCCAAGAACCAGCUGACACAUUCGUGGAACGGCGUGCCCAAACACGCCCGCCUCCUGCGCUCUUCCGCUUCCGAAGGGGGGGCGACUGAGGAAUCCGCGCAGCAAGCGACCAACAUCUCUUUGCAGAAGCCUCGCCAUACUGAGUAUGUGUUCGGUGUGUAUCGCGAGCCGGUGCAAUUUGUGUAUCAGGCUGUCGCACUUCAGCAUCCGUUUGAUGCCGCCAGAGCUCUUCCGGACAAGCUUGUUCGUGUGCUUUUUGACACAUUGACGAAAGGUCCCUUAUGCAUCAUGCGAAACAGGUUGCUCCUGCUGCAAAAGUGGAACCAGUGGGCGAAGGACCUUCGCUCAGAUGAGGCCGCUCUCCAGGCCUCCCUUCAUCCCUCGGUACGCAAGGUUCUUCAAGGAAAGAAGCUGCUUCUUCUUGACAAGAUUGCAAAAUCUCUUGACUGGCCCGACAAGCACCUGCAUCGCGACCUAUGUGCAGGGUUCAAGUUGUCAGGAGCUCCUGAUCCUACGGGUGUUUUUGAGCCAGACCACAAGCCUGCCUUAUCUUCGGAGGAGCAAUUUUGGGACGCUGCCGAAGUUUUGAAGCAUCAGCUUUGGGCACGGGUGAGGGAGCAGCCGGCUCAGGAGUACGAUGCGGAGUUGGCCGAAAUCACGCUGGGCGAAACCGGUGUUUCUGGAGGAAAAGGGUGGCUCGAGGGUCCUUUGUCAUUCUCUGAGCUCCAGGAGCGCUUUGAAGGCCAGUGGAUGCCGUGCCGAAGGUUCGCUGUAUGGCAAAACAAGUGGAGGCCGAUCGAUGAUCUUAGCGAGUCGGGACUCAAUGCUACUUUUGGCUGCCAUGAGAAGAUUCCCCUUAGGGCUCUGGACGAGGUGGUUUGGAUUUGCACCAAGAUAAUGCAGGCUGCCUCUGCUAGGGGCGAUGUCACUUUGCAUCUGAGCUCGGGCGAAACCUUGAAAGGCAAGCUGCAUGACCAUUGGACCGACAAGGAGAAGAUCAGGCCUGUCACUACAACGUUUGAUCUUAAAUCUGCUUACAAACAACUUCCGCUCGCACCGGAGGAACAAAGUAAGGCGAUUGUGACCAUUCGACAUCCUUCACAGACCGAGCCGUCCGGCUACAUAUGCAACACUCUUCCUUUCGGAGCCUGUGGAUCUGUUCUUCACUUCAACAGAGUUUCGGCUUUGCUGAGAAGGAUUAUGCUUGAGAUGGAGAUCUUGACGGCGCUUUAUUAUGAUGACUAUCCAGUAGUGACGCCGAGCCUCCUUGGCAACAGCACGGCUGCAGCCUUUACUUCAGUGAUGCGCCUUUUGGGGUUUAGGAUUGCUGAUGAUAAGGAUAAGCCUUUUUCGACGCGCUCGGAAACUUUGGGAGUUGUCAUAGACACGUCGGCGGAAGAUAUGUCGGGCGUGUCUGUGUGCAACAAACCAUCGAGGUCGCAGGCCAUCGCCGCUGCCAUUGAGGAGAUUAUCACCAGAGGGCACGUCGCACCUCGCGAGUUGCCUUCUUUGUUCGGCAGACUUCAGUUCGCCGAGGCACAGAUCCUUGGCAGAAUGGGCAGGUUGGCGAUUCAUGAUCUCAGAAGUCUUGAGAGGUGUUCUGCUGCGCGUGUCAACCUCACAGCUCAGCAUCUUGAAGCUUUGUUGCUCUUGAAGGAGCGCGUUGUGUCCGGAGCUCCGAGAACUGUUUCAGCUUCAGCUGCGACUAGUCCUAUCGUGAUCUUCACUGACGGCUGCUUUGAGCCGGAUGCUGCAAACCCCGCCGGUGUGGGGGGGGUGAUGUUCGCUCCUUCGCUUAGUGGAGGCUUGAAGGUAAGGGCCUUUGGCUCGCUUGUUCCGAAGACGUUGCUUGAAGCUUGGCAUGCCAAGGGCAAGCGACACCUCAUAGGACAGGUUGAGAUGUUCGCUGUCAUCAUUGCCAGAUCGUGCUGGGCGAACGUCCUGGACGGUGCCAGGGUCAUUUAUUUCGUCGAUCACAGCGGGGUGCUUGCAGCUUGCAUAAGCGGAUCCUCCAAAGAAGAUACCUGGAGAAAGCUCUUGUGUGCACUCGAGAAAGCUGAUUCACUGCCUGCCUUGCAAUGGUUCAGUCGUGUUCCUUCGCACUCUAAUAUCUCUGAUGGACCAUCAAGAGGUCGAUGGGAGGGCCUUUUGAGAGCCUUCCCGGAGUGCGCGAUCGAUGAUCCUUGUUGUCCUCUGACGGGUACAGUGCUUCAGCGCUUCGUCUAA